AUGCCCAGCAGUGAUCUGGUAUCACUUGACGACGAAGCAUACGAAGAAGAGGACGAUGAUUACGACGAUGAGGAAGAUGACCAUCAUACAUCGUCAUCGCCACUUUUCAGACGACAACCAUUUGCAAAUUUGUCUAAUUUAGUUAUACCCGUGAAGAAAUCACUCACUACAUCUACAAAGUCAUUCACAAGAUCCAUAAAUGAACUUUCCAAACUGUUUUUGCAUACUCAUAAAGACGAGUCCGACCAAGAGUCAACUGAGGAAGACGACACGUUUGAAACCAUCAACGUUACCCUGCCCACUCCUGCCAAACCCACAGUUCGUCGAUUUCACUCCAUGUGCCAGACAUCGAAGGAGUUUGAGAAUUACCAAUUUCAGUCAGACAAUUCUCAUUUGAAACAUACCAACAUCAUAACAAGCAUCCUGGACACAGACUCACUUCCCAGAAUAGACGCGGACCAAUUGUAUCAUAUUCUUCAUGGACUGCAUAAAUCGGAAUUCGACGAGUGUAUUAUUAUCGAUUGUAGAUUUGACUAUGAGUUUGAAGGUGGACAUAUUAUAGGUGCGAUCAAUUUAUCUACCAAGCAAGAACUUGAAACAAAGUUUCUUUCGUCAAUGUCUCCAAGUAACAUCAAACGUUUAAUUGUGUUUCAUUGUGAAUUUAGCGUGUUCAGAGGCCCCAUAAUGGCUAGACAUUUACGUAAAUGCGAUCGAAUGGCCAAUAGUGAAUUAUACCCUUACUUGACAUAUCCUGACAUUGUCAUUCUUGAAAGCGGAUACAAGGGUUUCUUUAUGAAGUAUCCUUAUUUAUGUCACCCGCAAGGCUAUGUUGAGAUGAAGGAUCUUAAUCAUGAAUCAAAUUGUGCUGAUCAGUUACACAAGGUUAGACAAGAUAGUAAAUUAGUACGAGCAAAAUCGUUCAUUACUAAUAAUACGGAAAUCACCAGUCCAACCAAUUUACACACUCGUUCACAAUCAUUUACCAAUACUACAACUACAGGAAAAGUCGUAAAACGACAACGAUCAAAUUCUAAAGUCAUCUCCUCGAGACUUAGUCGGGCAUCUACAUUUUCAUUUGAACAAUCAAUGUUUACUUCAUCUACUUCAUUAUUAUUAUCACCUACAACCCAGCCAACGUCGCUCUUUGAUGAGUUCCUUCCACCAUCCACGUCAUUCCGUAACACCAGACCUACAUUAACUAUAAACUCGUCGACAUCUUCAUUUUCCGACAAUGGGUUCUUUUCCUCUAAUGAAUCCCUAACUGAUGGCUACUCAUCCUCGUCCUCGCCCUCGUGUGAUUUCGAAAAGCCAUUGCCGAAACCACCAAAAACCACACGCGUAUCAAACCCGACGAUUUCCUCCUUUAAGUUCCCCAUCAAGAGAAAUUGGCCUGUGCAACCAUCAUCAUCUUCCGACAUAUCUUCGUUAAUUUCGUCGCCAUUGUCGAUGCAGAUUCUCACUCCGAAUUCGUGUGAAGCCGAUUCUACAGAAUUGAUCGAUCCUAUUAAUGACACGCCCGUGGAGUGCACUAUGCUUAAGCGAUACCGUCAUGGACGGUUGUCUAGUAGUGUAGGCUUGUACAGUUUUGCUGAUUUGGAUAUAGAUGAAGGUGACGAAGAGUAG
Spathaspora passalidarum NRRL Y-27907 is the source of this 1623-nucleotide messenger RNA. It is a transcript of the gene MIH1, whose product is annotated as putative tyrosine protein phosphatase. Gene Ontology annotation, biological process: protein dephosphorylation; G2/M transition of mitotic cell cycle; positive regulation of G2/M transition of mitotic cell cycle. Gene Ontology annotation, cellular component: nucleus; cytoplasm. Gene Ontology annotation, molecular function: protein tyrosine phosphatase activity. NCBI's taxonomy places the organism in Eukaryota, Fungi, Ascomycota, Pichiomycetes, Serinales, Debaryomycetaceae. The record is from RefSeq and is a predicted model, not a curated record. Bases 1 to 1623 code for a protein of 540 amino acids. The transcript has a single exon.